Pseudogymnoascus destructans is the source of this 1458-nucleotide messenger RNA. RefSeq names its product ATPase synthesis protein 25 mitochondrial (gene ATP25). The record is from RefSeq and is a predicted model, not a curated record. The transcript has a single exon. Gene Ontology annotation, biological process: mitochondrial proton-transporting ATP synthase complex assembly; mRNA stabilization; mitochondrial gene expression. Gene Ontology annotation, cellular component: mitochondrion. NCBI's taxonomy places the organism in Eukaryota, Fungi, Ascomycota, Leotiomycetes, Thelebolales, Thelebolaceae. The coding region runs from base 20 to 1210 and encodes 396 amino acids.
CCGAUAUACAACGCUGGCCAUGGUUCAAACUGUGAGCAAGGCCAUAAGGGCAACGGCAUGUAGCAACUGUCGGGCCUCGUUAUUACGAUCCUUUACGUCGAUAGCUGGAGUUCAGUGGCACGCGAACACCGCCACUGCAACCCGGUUAUGGAGGAUACCAGGCGCAACCCAGACCUCGAUUCGAUAUUCUUCCAACGCAAGCGGUAGCUCGUCACAAUUUGAUCAUCAAGCAUUAGGAACGACUGGGGUGUCUGAUGCCACGAAGUUGAAAAAUAACGAAGCUACAGAAAGCGCUGUGUCGCAAGAGCUGGCUGCAGAGGAGGCAAUUGACGAGGAAGCAGUUGAACCCAAGGCAACUCCAGAGGCGGACACAUUACUCGAAGAAUAUACCCAAACAGAGUCACAGGCAUCGUCGACGCCAUGGUAUCUCCAAGUCGACGCUCCCAUGAGCCAUAUCCCGACCCUAUCUGAGCGCCAGAAAAUCCCCGACCUCCCCUCCUCUCCACCCGCAAUUUUGCAACCUCUCCUCGAGCGCAUCUCCGUUGACCUCGGCCUCGAUGAUCUCUCCCUACUUGACCUCCGCAAACUCGACCCCCCUCCUGCUCUCGGCGCCAACCUCAUCAUGGUUAUCGGCACCGCCCGCAGCGAGAAACACCUACACGUCUCCGCCGACCGCCUCUGUCGCUGGCUACGCACAGAGUACAAGCUGCGCCCCGAUGCGGAUGGACUCUUAGGCCGCAACGAGUUGAAGCUGAGGUUAAAAAGGAAGGCAAAGAAGGCGAAGUUGACAGGCAUGCCGCAUGAGGACGAUGCAGAUGAUGGUGUUAGGACGGGGUGGGUGUGCGUUAAUGUCGGGACCGUGGAGAGUGCAAAGGGUGCGGAGAGUGAGGUGACACAGCUGGACACCGGGUUUGUGGGAUUUGGGCGCCAGACCGAUGGGACCAAGAUUGUUGUGCAGAUGCUUGUUGAGGAGAAGCGCGCGGAACUUGACCUGGAGCGGCUGUGGGGUGGGAUUGCUAGGAGACAGACUUCUGGUCUACUUGCGGAAAUAGAUGCAGAUGGGUUUGUGGAUACUUCAGAAGGAUCCGUGGAUGAAAUCCACCCGCAAGAGUCAUCGCCAGUUGUCAAGGUUCACGACGCCUACGCAACCCCAUUUCCAACCACAGCGUCAUUUUCGCCUGUCGCCAUCGAACCCAAAGACGGCAACUAAUCUUCUAAGGCUCUGUGGACAGAAUUCCUGUAAUCAUAAAUUGGGUUCACUGCUGGUAGCUUGAUUUUGUUAGAGGGGAGCUUUGGGGGUUACGGCACAGCUUUAAUCGGUGUCACCAUGGUGUGUAAUGACGUGGCGACUUCGAACGCCUUUUGUAUGAUUAAAUUUGUAUAAUAUGUAGCUAUAUCCAAGUGCUAUUUUCAUAGCCUUGCCUGUCUUAUGAAUCAAUCCAAUUCUACUGAAAAAAA